GGGCUCACUGGCUCGCUGUCCCGUCGAUCGGCAGUAGUGACGCAAAUGGGUAUGGAAGUGCCGUCUUGGGCCAAAUCCGGUGGGUGCUUUGCGCGUUGGCUGUCUUAAGGGAGGCAAGCAUUGCAUAAAGGGGGAGGAGGAAGAUAGAGUGCGAAGUCGAUCAAUAUAUAUCUUCGCAUUUGCACCAACACCCAAGACUUCUUGGCCUCCUCCAUAUUCUCCACACACUUGACAUUCUCUUUUAGGGUCCUUCUACAUCACACUAGCUCCCGAUCUCGAGAUGCCAAGCUAUGGGCAGCAGCGCAGUGGAUACCCACCCCAUGUUUCCUUCGACAUAGAUCAUGACCGGCGCAGCCCCUCGCCAAGAGGGAGGCCAUCAAGAAGUCCAGUAAAGGACGACCGUCCCCGGCGACCCAGAUCCAGGCCACAAAGCUCUCACUACGACCCACCAAACAAGUACUACGUACCUGGGGAUGACGGCAGGCUGUCAAGAAGUCCAGGAACGGUCGACCGUCCUUCACGACCCCAAGCUAGGCGUCACAGUUCUCACUACGACCCACGAGAAAGUUACCCCAUAUCCGGGGACGACGGCAGGCCAUCAAGAAGUCCAGUAAAGGACGACCAUCCCCGGCGACCCACCACUAGGCGCCACAGCUCACAUUACGACCCACGAGACACGUACCGCACACCCGGGGAUGACGAGUUCGAUAACGCCUACAGGCCAAGUCGUCGGCACUCUUCCGCCUCCCGAGGCCGCGACGUAGCCCCUCGCAAGAAUUCACCAGACCCAAGGCGUCAUCGGACAUCGUUGAGAAGCAACCACGAGCAAUCCUCGGGCGAAUACCGGGACUACGACUACGGUCAGAGGCGGCGGCAAUCCAACAGCCACGUUAGCCACAUCAAUGAACGUCGACCGUUGGCUCCCUCGUCAGCACGUUCCUCAUCCCACCCCCCGCCACUCCGCUCCGCCACCGAACCGACGCCGGGCCGCCACAGCAGCCGGCACUACCCACCCUCGACCUCAGCCAGCAAGUCCGGGGCCAGCCGCCGAAGCAGCAGGAGGCGCCCGUCCCGGUCCUCCCCGUCCCCUUCCCGGUCCCCCUCCCCCUCCCCCGAAGCCAAGAGUGGCGGAGCCUGGAUGGGCGCGGCCAAGGUCGCGAUGGAGGCCGGGGCGAUGGCGGCGCUGAAGAUGCGCCACGACCCGGGCGAGUGGAUGGGGACCAAGGGGGCCACGGUCGCCACGGCCGCGCUCGGUGCCGCUGUGGUCGACGCCUUUAUGGACAAGAAGUUCCCCAACCGGAAGGGGGGCAUGCGGCAUACCAUGGCGAAGACGGCCACACAGCGUGCCCUGCGUCAUAUGGUGCCGGGGGGAUGAUUGAUGCACGGGAUGGGAUGCCACAGGCGAUUUAGUUCCAUUUCUUGUUAUGUCUUUGAGCUUGUUUUUUUUUUUUUUUUUGGCUUGCCCAGGGUAUUUAGUGUUUAUUCGUCGGAACUUCCUGCGUGAGCGUUGGGAGUUUACUCAUUUUGGAGGUCUAUGGAGUACUGUGUAUAGCGGCAAAGAUUGGGGAUUCAAGACACAAUCGAUGGAUA
Messenger RNA from Phialemonium atrogriseum, 1590 nucleotides. RefSeq lists its product as uncharacterized. The record is from RefSeq and is a predicted model, not a curated record. The transcript has a single exon. NCBI's taxonomy places the organism in Eukaryota, Fungi, Ascomycota, Sordariomycetes, Cephalothecales, Cephalothecaceae. The coding region runs from base 281 to 1375 and encodes 364 amino acids.